This is a messenger RNA of Liolophura sinensis, 7919 nucleotides long. Its product is annotated as myosin-10-like. The transcript is spliced from 38 exons. Gene Ontology annotation, biological process: actin filament organization. The record is from RefSeq and is a predicted model, not a curated record. The coding region runs from base 210 to 6122 and encodes 1970 amino acids. Gene Ontology annotation, cellular component: membrane; myosin complex; cytoplasm. NCBI's taxonomy places the organism in Eukaryota, Metazoa, Mollusca, Polyplacophora, Chitonida, Chitonidae. Gene Ontology annotation, molecular function: ATP binding; actin filament binding; microfilament motor activity.
CUGCAGUGAGUUUGGAUCACACACUGUGUAUGAUUCAGUUAAAGAAGACUUCCGUUUGCACCCCGGCUUCGCGGAGAAGCUCAGUUUUAUUUCCUAAGGAAAUACGACAAACUGGACAGGGUACUGGUGGAACGAACAAGUGUUUAGUAACGUACUUUUACUGUGUUUCACUACAAGUGCGUACCCGGUAGGACACACUUGUAUUCAAGAUGGCUGACACGGACUACUCUGGGCUGAGUCAAGCGGAAUUGAGGUAUUUAGCCGUUGACAGGAAUGUGAUCAACGACCCAGCAGCGCAAGCAGAAUGGUCAGCAAAGAAACUAGUAUGGGUGCCUCACGAGACAAAUGGUUUCGUGAUGGCCUCUGUCAAACAAGACAAAGGGGACGAAGUUCUGGUAACAAUCGAAGAGUCUGGGAAGCAGAUGAAAGUUCACAGAGAUGACAUCCAGAAAAUGAAUCCUCCUAAAUUCACCAAAGUUGAGGAUAUGGCCGAGCUGACCUGCCUGAACGAAGCAUCUGUGCUACAUAACUUAAAAGACAGAUAUUACUCUGGUCUUAUCUAUACAUACUCAGGUCUGUUUUGUGUUGUGGUUAACCCCUACAAGAAGCUGCCCAUUUAUACAGAUAAAGUUAUAGAGCUGUACAAGGGCAAGAAGCGCCAUGAAGUCCCCCCUCAUGUAUACGCCAUCACAGACACUGCCUACAGGAGCAUGCUGCAAGAUCGUGAGGACCAGUCCAUCCUCUGCACAGGUGAAUCUGGUGCCGGCAAAACUGAAAAUACCAAGAAAGUUAUCCAGUAUUUGGCAUAUGUGGCUGCCUCCCAAAGGACUAAUCGACAGUCCAUUUCCAGUGUUCAUUCCCAGCAAAAGGAGCUCAACCUCGGUGAACUUGAGAACCAACUGCUGCAAGCAAAUCCCAUUCUUGAGGCAUUUGGAAAUGCCAAGACCAUCAAAAAUGACAAUUCCUCCAGAUUUGGUAAAUUCAUUCGAAUCAAUUUCGACACAUCUGGCUUUAUCUCUGGAGCCAACAUAGAGACUUAUCUGCUGGAGAAAUCUCGUGCUGUAAGACAAACUGAAUCAGAGAGAAGUUUCCACAUCUUCUACCAGUUCCUCAAGGGGACAAAUGCUCAGCAAAAGAAGGACUUCCUGUUGGAGGACAUCAGGAAUUACAGAUUCUUAUGUUCCAAGGAUCCUGCUGUGCCAGGGAUGGAUGAUGCGGCCGAGUUCAGGCAGACAUCAGAAGCCAUGAGUAUCAUGGGCAUCAGCACCGAUGACCAGAACGCCAUUUUUAAGGUUGUUUCUUCUGUGUUGCUGUUUGGAAAUCUCCAGUUUAAGUCUGAGCGUAGCUCUGACCAAGCCACAUUACCCAAUGAUGAAGUGGCCCAGAAAGCCUGCAGACUGCUGGGUCUUCCCGUCACAGAGACGGUGAAAGCAUUCCUCAGACCAAAGAUCAAAGUCGGCAGAGACUAUGUGACAAAAGCACAGACAAUGGAACAGGUGGAGUUUGCUGUAGAGGCCAUUGCUAAGGCUCUGUAUGAGAGGAUGUUCAGAUGGCUUGUCCUCAGGAUCAACAAAUCUCUUGACAGAACACGCAGACAAGGGGCCUCAUUCAUCGGCAUCCUCGAUAUCGCUGGAUUUGAAAUCUUCAAGAUGAAUUCCUUCGAGCAGCUGUGUAUUAACUACACAAACGAGAAGCUCCAGCAACUGUUCAACCACACCAUGUUCAUCCUGGAACAGGAAGAGUAUCAAAGGGAGGGAAUUGACUGGAAGUUUAUUGACUUUGGCCUUGAUCUCCAGCCAACCAUUGACCUGCUUGAAAAGCCAAUGGGAAUUCUGGCUCUGCUUGAUGAAGAAUGUUGGUUCCCAAAAGCCACAGAUAAGAGUUUUGUGGAGAAAUUGAAGGGACAACACAGCUCUCACCCCAAAUUCCAGAAACCAGACUUCAGGGCCGAUGCUGAUUUCAGUAUGAUCCACUAUGCUGGCAAGGUGGAUUACAAAGCUGACAGCUGGCUGACCAAGAACAUGGACCCCCUGAAUGAGAAUGUGGUCUCCCUGUUCCAGAACUCUAAUGAUCCUUUUGUCUCAAAUAUAUGGAAAGAUGCUGAGAUCGUUGGUCUUGGAAUUGCCGCAGCAGCUGACAGUGCGUUUGGGUCGCGCACGAAGAAGGGCAUGUUCCGUACAGUAGGACAACUGUACAAGGAGCAGCUGGCCAAGCUCAUGGCUACCCUGAGAAACACCAACCCCAACUUUGUCCGAUGUAUCAUUCCAAAUCACGAAAAGAAGGCUGGCAAGAUUGACUCCCCACUGGUAUUGGACCAGCUGCGCUGUAAUGGGGUUUUGGAAGGGAUUCGUAUCUGCAGGCAGGGAUUCCCCAACAGGAUCCUCUUCCAGGAGUUCAGGCAGCGAUAUGAAAUCCUCACUCCAAACGCCAUCCCCAAGGGCUUCAUGGAUGGCAAAAAGGCAGUCAUCAAGAUGAUUGACGCUCUGGAACUGGACCCAAACUUGUUCCGUAUCGGAGCCAGUAAGAUUUUCUUCCGUGCCGGUGUGUUGGCUCACCUGGAGGAGGAGAGAGAUCUCAAAUUGACUGACAUCAUCGUGGGUUUCCAGGCCUUGGCUCGGGGUCUGCUUGCUAGAAGGAACUACCAGAAGAGGCUUCAGCAGCUGAGCGCUAUCCGUGUCAUCCAGAGGAACUGUGCAGCGUACCUCAAGCUGAGGAACUGGCUCUGGUGGAGGCUCUUCACAAAGGUUAAGCCUUUGUUAGCAGUCACCAACCAAGAACAGAAGAUCCAGGAGAAGGAUGAUGAAUUGAAGAAAGUGAAAGAAGCAUAUGACAAACAGAAGGGUGAAGCAGAGGAGAUAGAGAAGAAGUAUGUACAGACAAUUGCGGAGAAGAACAUCCUGUCAGAGCAGUUACAGGCUGAGGCAGAGCUGUGUGCUGAAGCAGAGGAGGCCAGAGCAAGGUUAGAGUUGAAGAAGACUGAGUUGGAGGAAAUGCUGCACGAGUUAGAGCUGAGGACUGAGGAAGAAGAAGAGAGGAACAUUGCCCUUCAAGAGGAGCGCAAGAAGAUGCAGCUGGCUGUUCACGACCUGGAGGAACAGCUAGAAGAAGAGGAACAAGCCAGACAAAAACUCCAGCUAGAAAAAGUCACAGCUGAUUCCAAGAUAAAGAAACUUGAGGAAGAUAAUGCACUGCAAGUGGACACAAACCAAAAGUUGCUAAAAGAACGGAAGACAAUGGAGGAGCGUUUGAACAUGGCUGAGGCUCAGCUAGUGGAGGAAGAAGAGAAAGCCAAACAGCUGGGUAAACUGAAGAACAAGUAUGAGGCCAUUAUAGCAGAUUUGGAGGAUAGAUUGAGGAAGGAGCAACAGGCGAGACAGAGCUUGAGAAGAUCAAGCGUCGUCUUUGAGUCUGAGUUGGCAGAUGUCCGGGAUCAGCUGAAUGAGAAACGCUCUCAAGUGGAAGAUCUACAGACUCAGCUAGCCAGGAGAGAAGAAGAGAUACAGAAUGCUCUCAGAAAGGGAGAUGAUGAAUCCGUGGCUCGAGCUACAGCCCACAAACAGCUGCGAGAGUUACAGAGCUCUAUACAAGAGCUGCAAGAGGACCUGGAGGCAGAGAAAGAGGCAAGGACCAAGGCCGAGAAACAGAAGAGAGAUUUGAAUGAGGAGUUAGAAGCUCUGAAGAGUGAGUUAGAAGACUCGCUGGAUGCAACUGCAGCAGUGCAGGAAGUGCGCCACAAAAGAGAGACUGAGGUGCAGGACCUGAAGAAAAACAUGGAUUCUGAGAAGAAGCAGCAUGAGGAGCAGAUACAGGAGAUGAGACAGAAGUACAACCAGCAGUUAGAGGCCGUCAACGAAGAGCUGGAUGCUGUCAGAAAGGCCAAAACCACGUUGGAGAAAACUAAGCAGUCUGUUGAUCAAGAAAAGACAGACCUGAGCAAUGAUUUGCGACAAGUCCAGCAAGCCAAGCAGGAAUCUGAACGUAAACGCAAACAGCUGGAGCAGCAGUUGCAGGAGACUGCGAUUCGAUACCAAGACGCUGAUCGCUUGCGGGCCGAGUCCAGUGACAAGCUAGCUAAAGUUCAGAAUGAACUGGAGCAGGUAGCCUCACAGUUGGAACAGACUGAGGUUAAAGCUUUGUCCAUGUCCAAGACAGUCAGUAACCUGGAGGCCCAGCUGUCUGAUGCUCAGGAAAUAGCUCAAGAAGAGACUAGACAGAAGCUGGCUCUGCAGACCAAGCUGAGGACGUUGAAUGAUGAGAAAGAGGCUCUGGCUGAACAGCUUGAGGAAGAGGAGGAGGCCAAGAAAGCCAUGGAGAGACAGCUGGCUGACAUGAGUGCCAAGGUGGCAGAGUAUAAGCGCAAGGCUGAGGAUGAGUCUCAGACAUUGGAAGCCUUGGAAGAGCAGAAGAAGAAGCACCAGAGAGAUACAGAUAGCCUACAGGCACGCCUGGAGGAGUUGACCAGCGCUAAUGACAGACUGGAGAAGUCCAGGAAGAAGGCUCAAGCGGAGCUGGAAGAUCUUGCUGUGGAGCUAGAAAAUCAUCGCUCCAAUGUAAGCCAGAUGGAGAAAAGACAACGCAAAUUUGACCAGAUGCUGGCAGAAGAAAAGGCGAUUUCUGAAAAGUUAUCGGCUGAGCGCGACCAAGCUGAGCGGGACAACCGAGAGAAGGAGACAAAGAUCCUGAACCAGACGCGCGAGCUGGACGAGCUGCACGAGCGCAUGGAGCAGUUAGAGCGGGCGCGUCAGGCUCAGGCCAGGGAACUGGAGGACCUCAUGUCAUCCAAGGAUGAUGUCGGCAAAAAUGUGCACGAGCUGGAGAAGAACCGGCGCAGCUUGGAGAGCCAGGUGGAGGAGCAGAGGUCGCAGAUUGAGGAGCUGGAGGAUGAGUUACAGGCCAGUGAGGAUGCCAAACUGAGGCUGGAAGUGAACAUGCAGGCGUUAAGGGCUCAGUUUGAGCGGGAUCUCCAGGCUAAGGAUGACCAGGUGGAGGAGGCCAAGAAAUCCCUCCUCAGGCAGCUACGUGAGAUGGAAGCUGAACUGGAGGAUGAGAGGAAACAACGCUCUAUCGCCGUGGCAGCCAGGAAGAAGAUGGAGAGUGAUCUGAAGGACCUUGACCAGCAGGUUGAGAUGGCCAACAAGGUCAAGGACGACGCGGUGAAGCAAAUGAAACGUCUGCAGGCCCAGAUGAAGGAGUUCCAGAGAGAGAUCGAUGAAGCUCGACUCGCCAAAGAGGAGAUGGCACAAAUGACCAAAGAUAAUGAACGCAAGAUCAAGAACCUUGAAGCUGAGGUUCUGCGACUGCAGGAAGAGCUGGCUGCUGCUGAGCGGGCGCGUCGUGCUGCCGAGACGGAUCGGGAUGAGGUGCAGGAUGAGCUUAACCAGAGCCAGGCUGCCAGAAAUACCUUGUUAGAUGAGAAGAGGAGACUUGAUGCUCGUAUUAAUGAACUGGAAGAAGAUUUUGAUGAGGCUCAAACCUCUGUGGAAAUGCUCAGCGACAAGAACCGCAAAAACUUGUUACAGAUUGAACAAAUCGCCUCAGAACUUGCGUCAGAGAAGUCCGUGUCAGCCAAGCAUGAGAAUGAGCGCACAAUCCUGGAAAGACAGAACAAGGACCUAAAGGCUAAGUUGCAGGAGCUGGAGACCCAGAUCAGGACAAGAACCAAGGCAACCAUCGCCGCUCUGGAGAGCAAGGUGUCCAACCUAGAGGAACAGCUGGAUAUAGAGGCGCGAGAAAGAAGCGGUCUGCAGCGCGCCAACAGGCGACUGGAGAAGAAACUGAAAGAGCUGGCGCUACAGGUGGAGGAUGAGAGGAGACAUGCAGACCAGUAUAAGGAACAGACAACGAGCAUGAACAAUCGACUGAAGUCCCUGAAAAGACAGCUGGACGAGGCUGAGGAGGAGAUCACACGGCUUAACUCGCAGAAGCGUAAACUCCAGCGCGACCUGGAUGAGCAGACGGAACAGUACGAGGCAGCCAAUAGAGAGGUGUCAAAGCUGAAGACGUACAGACCAGGAGCGCGAACCUCUUCCGCCCGAGCUAUCAUCUCCCAAAUCCGACAGGCAGCUGACGUGUCCGGGGAUGAUGAUGACGCAGAUGAACCUCAGAAUGAUGUCAAGGAGUGAGGCAUUUAUUAGGGCAACACAGCCUCACCUGCUGCAAAGUCAAGACCAGUUGGGCUGUCUCAUCAUGAUGUCAUCAGAAGAAGAACUGCAAUGUGUUAGACGAAAAUAAACUAAAUAACACUCUAUGUCCUGUUGUGGACUUGGUUAAUAUCCUGGAAGUAAAAUAUUUUUGGAUACUUAAUAUUACUUUACUGACCAAUAUAUGUUUGCUAAUUCUGUCAAUAUUUCCAUACUUAAUACAAGUAUGGCUUGUUGUUAAUUUUUUUUUUUUUUUUUGGUAAUAGUUUUGUAGUAGCCUAUGAGAUAUACUCUUAAGAUGUUGUUAUGUAAUUUUUGUGAGCUGUCAAAAGUGUUCCAUUUUCGUGUGAAUACCAGUAUAAACAGAGCAUCCAAAAUCGUGCUCAGUGUUCAUGUUAUGUGUUAAGGGUACGCAAUAUUAUGUUGUCAUUUCUGUUUCGUUAAGGUUGUUUUGGUCAUAUCCACUGUGAGUUUUAUUUCGAGUUAAAUUGUGAUACAUCUUCUGUUGAAGAUUGUGGCUCAUCUUACUAAAGGUUUACAGAAGACCAGGUGAACUUGUAUGCAUUACACAGAUUAAUGUGUCUCUUUGUUAAUCCUGUACAUUAUAAAAUUUGGUGUAGGGCAACACAACUGUUAUUUUUCAACCAGCUGAGUCUGUGCCUCUUAGAUUUAGAACCAUGUAGAAGUCCUUGUUCGCUUACUAAUACUUCAAAUAUCUAUAGAAUGCCACCACAGUGAGAUAUAAAGCUCUACUGUGCAGUCUUUCUUCAAACUUCGUCAUAAUGUUACAGGGAUAAGAAAAAUAUUGUCUGCCAUGUUCGAUGAUGUGAUGUGGAAUGCUGGAUUGAUGGGAAUGCUUUAUGAACAUGUAUGACUUGUGGACCAAUCACAUAGCUUGUUUUAUGGGUGUGACCUCAGAAUUUAGUAAUUUGUACAUAUUUGGGGUUGAAGGGAUUGAACAGACCUCCGGCAUAGCCAGCCUGUUCAAGAGCGUACUUGAUGUAAAGAUUCUUAAUUUGUGAGUGAAUGUACAGGCUAACACAGCUGGUUGGGAUAUUUGUGGUGUCAGUGCUGAUUAAUGAACGCUGUAAAACGAAUUUGCAGUCUAAAUUUGGUUCAUAUGGACGGCAGUUAAGCCUUUGGCUCAAGGCCUGUGCAUGACCUUAGCGCAUCAUCUUGUGAGAAAUGAAAAGCUUAUUUUUCCCUUUUUUACCUUGCUUGUUGGUAUAUAUCUGAAAUAAAGUGAAGCAUUUAUAAUGAAAGCUGUUUUAUAUGGUUGUAUUACAUCUGUGCGGAUUUCAUGUAAGGGGAGAUAAUUUGUUUCUUACAUGGCUGUGGGUUGUUCCAGGGCCUAUACUGUUUUACAUUAGAAUUGUCUUGCCACUAUUAUCUGAUAGUUUACAAAGCAGAUGCCUGAAACUCAGUAACAGGUGUAACCGUAACCAAUUGUUAUAUAUUAUGAGAACACAAAAGCUAAAAAAACAAAAAAACAAAAAAACGAAGGAAAAUAAUUGAAAACAUGUAGUUUCUUAAAAUAUACAAAUCUUGAAGUGCUUUGAUUAACACUCCCAAUAAGCUUAAUUUGUAGAAAAAUGACACUAUAUUGGAGAGCUCCUUAUGGUUUUAUAUUUGCUACAGUGAUAUGAUUUAGCCCCAUAGUGUUUAUGCAGCAAGAUGUUAUUCCACAGCAUCUUAACUUUGUUGCUUGAAAUUGCAAGUAAUCUGAUGGCCUUGUAAAAUGAAACAAACAUUUGAUAAUAAACAAUAUUCUCUCAGAAA